UUAGCUGUCAUCCACUGUCAUCUGUCAUUACGCAAGAGAUUCGGGUUAGAUCCGAUUGGAAAAUUCUCAGUUUUCAUUCCCGGGAAACUAUUAAAAUGUUCAGGAACUUCUUUCCCCGUGUUAAAGCUCAGGAAGAGGAGUUGGUCGAUCCGCAAGAGACCCUCAGGAACAAAUGCCGUGAGUCUAAUCACUGCCAGCAUCUUGUAGAGAAGUAUCAAGUGUGCAAUGACAGAGUGAACGGAAAGUCCCGUACAACGGAGACCUGCACUGAGGAACUCUUCGAUAUGCUCCAUGCCAUUGACCACUGCGUCACCGAACAGCUCUUCUCCAAGUUGAAGUGAACGAGUUCAAAUAACAAAAAAAAAUAAUGUAGAGAAUAUUAUGUAAAGGUAAUAAACAAUAAACUUAAUUUAA
Nicrophorus vespilloides is the source of this 414-nucleotide messenger RNA. RefSeq names its product cytochrome b-c1 complex subunit 6, mitochondrial (gene UQCR-11). Gene Ontology annotation, biological process: mitochondrial electron transport, ubiquinol to cytochrome c. The transcript has 2 exons. The record is from RefSeq and is a predicted model, not a curated record. The coding region runs from base 96 to 341 and encodes 81 amino acids. NCBI's taxonomy places the organism in Eukaryota, Metazoa, Arthropoda, Insecta, Coleoptera, Silphidae.